This is a messenger RNA of Anolis carolinensis (green anole), 6679 nucleotides long. RefSeq names its product arylacetamide deacetylase-like 4. Gene Ontology annotation, cellular component: membrane. The transcript has 4 exons. Gene Ontology annotation, molecular function: carboxylic ester hydrolase activity; lipase activity. The record is from RefSeq and is a predicted model, not a curated record. NCBI's taxonomy places the organism in Eukaryota, Metazoa, Chordata, Lepidosauria, Squamata, Anolidae. The coding region runs from base 2518 to 3753 and encodes 411 amino acids.
GUAAGUGGACAUAUAUAUAGAUGUGGGCGAAAUGUCAGGAACGAAUGCUUCUGGAACAUGGCCAUACAUCCUGGAAAACUCACAGUGAUCCAGUGAUUCUGUCCAUGAAAGUGUUUGACAAUAAAUUAAACAACAAUUUAAAACACAUGUAAACAUUAGGCGACGAUUGUGCAUAGAUCUGAAGCCAGAUAACCAGCAAGUCAAGAAGUGACGUGGAACAGGUCCAGGCACGACGAGUUAAACAACGAACCCUGACCGGCGUGAAAAGACAUUUCGGGUCGUCCCCGUUUUGCAAAAAGGACGUGGGCACUAAGCUGAACAGAGGUGAAGUUGGGCAAUUUUCGGCGCCUGGAGCGAGACGUCAAACUGGUGUGUGAUCUGCAUUCCUGCGAGAGCUGUAUCAACAGGAAAUCUGCGAAUUCCUCCGGCAGAGACGAGAAAAGGGAUGAAGAAAGCGAGGGGGCCGCGUGGAGGACCAACUCACCUAGGAUGUUCUACACCUUGGGUCUUCCAGGGUUUGGACUACAAUUCCCAGAACUCCUGACCAUUGGAUAAAGUGGAAGUUGGACACCGCUCUCCUUUAAAAGCCAGGCAUGGGCCAACUUUGGCCCUCCCUCCAGGUGUUUUGGACUUCAACUCCCAUAAUCCCUAACAGUGGCUAAGAGUGGUCAAUGUGUUCUACCACUGUAGUGAAUUUCACACCAAUGGCUGUCAAAACGAGGGAGAUAGGAGCCCGUGAAGUCUCCCUACUUGUGCAAUUACGGGAACUAAAAAGUCAUGAAAUUUCGUUACUCUCGUUACGGUAAUGAAAUGUUCACAAAAUACACUUUAGAAACAAUUUAGAAUUUAGUAAUGAGUUUAGAAAUAUUUUUCCAUCGAUCACAAAGCCCUAUAUAUGUGUGUGUGAAACUUGCGCAAUUAAGAGAGCGAAAAAGUCACCAAUUUUCAUUACUCUCGUUACGGUAAUGUAAUUUUCGCGAACGACACUGUAGAAACACUUUAGAAUUUAAUAAUGAGUUUAGAAAUAUUUUUCCAUCAAUCACAAAGCCAUAUAUAUGUGUGUGUAUGUGUAAACAUGCACAAUUACUAGAGCGAAAAAGUCACCAAAUUUCGUUACUCUUGUUACGGUAACAUAAUUUUCGCGAACGACACUGUAGAAACAAUUUAGAAUUUAGUCAUGAGUUUAGAAAUAUUUUUCCAUCGAUCACAAAGCCCUAUAUAUAUGUGUGUAUGUAAACUCGCUCAAUUACGAGAGCGAACAAGUCACCAAAUUUUGUUACUCUCGUUACGGUAACGUAAUUUUCGCGAACGACACUGUAGAAACACUUUAGAAUUUAGUAAUAAGUUUUGAAAUAUUUUUCCAUUGAUCACAAAGCCCUAUAUAUAUGUGUGUAUGUAAACUUGCGCAAUUACGAGAGCGAACAAGUCACCAAAUUUUGUUACUCUCGUUACGGUAACGUAAUUUUCGCAACCGACACUAUAGAAACACUUUAGAAUUUAGUAAUGAGUUUAGAAAUAUUUUUCCAUCGAUCACACAGCCAUAUAUAUGUGUAUGUGUAAAUGACACUACCUGGAAUUAAAAAUAUUAAUCCGGAAAGAUGAUGCCACACCCAUGACCUCCCAUUGCGCUCUUCGGAUUACCAUCAACCUACUGUUUAAUUUAUUGACAAAUUCAUUAAGCUGAUUAAUUGUUGAGGACAUUCGUUGUCAUCUCUUGACAUAUUCCAUCAUCAUACUUGCUAAUCUACCGGCUUUAUCUCCUACGGUAAUUGUGCCUCGCGUGGGGAAAUGUGCAAAAUCCUUUCAGAGUUGCGAUACAACAUUUUUGCAGAUGUUGAGCGCAAGGAAACAGCAUCAAGAUGAGCGUUGUUACAACGUGAUCCAUCUUCUCUAGGGUUCGCGUUAAGUGGAUCGCAAAGCCUUUCGUUGGAAAAUAUAUAGAUGAUUGGCUAGUUGCGGUGGAUGCGGCGCAAGGAGGCGACUGAUAACUCCUUGCGCAACAUCCGAAGCAAUCGCAUUGUGUGUUUCUCAGCCUGAUUUCUACGAUUUCGACAACUCACCCUGGCGAUAGACGCAAUAUAUGUCAAAGUAGAUAUGUCUGCACCACAAAAGGAUGUUGCCUGGUGGAAUCCCUUCCCACAGAAACGAGCUCGCCCGCCGAGUCAUUGUCGAGCACCUUGCAGGGUUGUGCAACUGUAAGACAAGAGUGAGACGUGACUUUUCUAUUGCAGUCAGAAACGAGCAGCGAGCGCUCAAUCAUCCAGGAUGGACAGUAGGGAGGGACGGGAACGGCGGCACAACGAGCUGCCAAGUACUGACACUCUGAGCAAACCGUCCGAGGCUGAAAAAUGCAAGGAGAGCCGUUCAGCUCCUAAAGCAACCGGUUUCUUUCCCAACGGGAUAAUUACGUGGGAGGAGGAUGAAGUUUGACUAUAACUUGGGAGACUCGGGGAGACGUCUCGCUCAGAAGAGAGGCUCCCGGGAUGAGAGGCGGUCCUCCUUCCGCCCGACGUCGGCAUGGAGCUCGGCUCAGCGCUCUGGGGUCUCGUCUCCUACCUCAGCCUUUCCGCCCUGUUCUUGCUUCUGGCCUGGGGGAUAUAUUACGACAUCACCAGGACACACGUCCCCACGGGGAUCCAGGAAUACACCAAACUGCGCUUCUACAAUUUCCUUUCGAAUUAUGCGCUCAGGCUGGGAAUCUUGUAUGAGAAACUCGGUAUUUGCCGAAGGUAUACAGCCUGGAGGACUAUGUGUAAUGGGAUACCGCCAUUAAGGAAGAACUCGGCAUUGAUCAUCAAGGAUCUGCUUUUCGACGGCGUUCCUGUGCGAGUGUAUUGGCCUAAAACAGAGUCUUCCGGGAACAGAAGAGGAAUGGUCUAUCUCCAUGGAGGCGUUGGGUUGUUUGGAAGCAUCAAAGCUUACGAAAGGGUGAAUCGCUACAUUUCCCGGAGAAGUGAUUCCGUGGUUGUAUGUGUUGGGUUUCGCCUCGCUCCAGAGCAUCCUUUCCCGGUCCCGGUUCUGGACUGCUGCACGGCGACCAUACACUUCUUGAGAAACGCAACAAAAUACGGAGUGGACCCGAAUCGCAUUGCCGUUUGCGGAGACAGCAGCGGAGGCACAUUUGCUGCCGCCGUUUGUCAACAUCUGGCGACAAAGAAGGACCUCCCGAAGCUCCGCGCCCAGAUCCUCAUCUACCCGUUCCUCCAGGCCGUGGACUUCAACCUGCCUUCUUAUCAACAAAACCACUCGAUCCCCGUUUUGUUUAAGAAGCGGGCCAUCCAAUUGGGAGUGACGUACCUGACGGGAAGGCUAGCCAAAGUGGAUGGCCUGAUGAAGAACGCCCACGUGCCCCAGGACUUGUUGGCGAAAUACAAGAAGUGGGUGAGCGCCGACCACAUCCCAGAUGAAUUCAAGGCCAGGGGCUACGUCCCGUUGGAGCCCGUCCCAUUUUGUGAGGAACUUUACGAGUUGUACAAAGAAGGCUUCCAGCCAAUGUUUUCUCCACUUUUGGCAGAGGACGACGUGGUCCGCCGGCUCCCCGAGACUUUCUUACUAACCUGCGAAUACGACGUCGUCCGAGACGACGGGCUCUUGUACAAGAAACGUCUCGAGGACAACGGCGUCCCCGUGACGUGGCAUCACGUCAAGGACGGCUUUCACGGGAUGAUGUUUCUCAUUGACUUUGGGCCAUUUGAAUUCAAGUGCACCCGCCCGAAUUUCCGUUAUUUAAUAAAUUUUAUAAAAUGCCUAUAAGAACGGGUCAGUGCAGAAAGAAGUGGGUUGUUCUACUCUGGAAAUCUUGUUUUUUUGUGUCUGCUGCAAACUACUGUGUAUACUCGAGUAUAAGCCAACCCGAAUAUAAGCCGAGGAAACUAAUUUUACCACAAAAAAACGGGAAAACGUGUUGACUCGAGUAUAAGAUGAGGGUGGGAAAUGUAGCAGUUACCAGUAAAUUUCAAAAAUAAAAAUAGAUACCGAUAAAAUUACAUUAAUUAAGACAUCGGUAGGUUAAACAUUUUUGUAUAUUUACAUAAAACUGUAAUUUAAGAUACAGUAGAGUCUCACUUAUCCAACACUCGCUUAUCCAAUGUUCUGGAUUAUCCAACGCAUUUUUGUAGUUAAUGUUUUCAAUAUAUCGUGAUAUUUUGGUGCUAAAUUAGUAAAUACAGUAAUUACUACAUAGCAUUACUACUUUACUAUUGAACUACUCUUUCUGCCAAAUUUGUUGUCUAACAUGAUGUUUUGGUGUUUCAUUUGUAAAAUCAUAACCUAAUUUGAUGUUUAAUAGGCUUUUCCUUAAUGCCUCCUUAUUAUCCAACAUAUUCGCUUAUCCAACAUUCUGCCGGCCCGUUUAUGUUGGAUAAGUGAGACUCUACUGUAUAGCAGUUACCAGUAAAUUUCAAAGAUAAAAAUAGAUACCGAUAAAAUUACAUUAAUUAAGGCAUUGGUAGGUUAAAUGUUUUUGAAUAUUUACAUAAAACUGUAAUAAUAAGACUUUAAUAAGACUGUCCAACUCUAAUUACCUGUAUACUCAAGUAUAAGCCGACCUGGACCUUCACUCGAGUAUAAGCCGAGGGCGGCUUUUCGUUCAUAAAAAAACGCUGAAAAACUUGGCUUAUACCCGAGUAUAUACGGUAUGUGGAAAUGGUUGAGAAUCAAUGGUGAGAUAUUCCUUCAAAAUGUGCUAUUGCAGGAUCUCCCAGUUUUUUAAAAAGUUUAAUCAACAUUUUCCAUGUUUUUUAUGGUAGAACCAACGACUAAAUGACAUUUAUAACCCAGGAACAUAGUGUUAUUUUCCGGCAGAGGAAGAGAAAGUGCUCGAUGACUUUCAAUGGGGGCUGAACGAUCCGUUUCCCUCCGCGCUGCGAGUUCUCGACAGAGCCGUAUCUUUCUGAUACCAUCAACCUGUCGCGCAAUUUGGAAAGAAGCGCCUUGUCGCUUCCAAUCUGUCUCAAUUACAUGCAUGUAAAUUUAAUCAUGAGCAUAUUUAUGCUGAGUUUGUCGCAGCCAGGCUGACAGCUAACCACAUAAUGCAGGAUGACUAUUCAUAACAUCACUAUCACCUGUUUAUAUAGACUUUCAACUCGAGUUCUCAACCGGUUCGUUAUUACACUACGCUCAGGUCAUCCGAGUUCCUAUAUAAUUGCAGCUGAUUUUUCCCAACGUCUGCUCUCCCAGAAAUGCAACGCUGGCGAGUUUUAACGCUAUUAAGGAAUUAUGCGUUCCUUCCCAACCACACCUUGGUCCCUCCCUUUUCACCCUAAGAGCACUAGCUAGUAAAUACUGCUGAUUUAGGUACUCUAAACUGGCACAUUUUCAUAAAAUUCUCUUCAUUUUCAGCAAUUUUAGCUUAAACUCACUGUGCCUGGCCACGUGUUGCUGUGGCGUAUGGGAAUCCUUUGUUGGUCAAGUGGAAUAGCCUCGCAGCCUCAAAGCCUGGCCAUUUUCUUCUUGUACAUGUGCAUAGUGUUUUUAAUUUUAUUUUGAGGGAUUUUUCUAGCCUUGUCUCUGUUUUCUUUCUUUUUUUUUUGAUGGCCACUCCUUGGAAAGUGAUUAGUUUUGUGGCCAAAUUUGGUGCAAUUUGGUCCAGUGGUUUUGUUGUUGACUCAGUCCUAAUUAUGCACAUUACUCUCUCUCUCUCUCUCUCUCUCUCUAUAUAUAUAUAUAUAUAUAUAUAUAUAUAUAUAUAUAUAUAUGUGUGUGUGUGUGUGUGUGUGUGUGUGUCUGGGGAGUAUCCAGACUCAAGUGUGUGUUUGUACAUUGCUGAUUGCGUUCAGUUGAGAUCUUGCUCUGUUCUGAGUUUGUGUCUGCCUAGAGUGAAAGCCAAGCCUGUGUUCGUCUGCAAUUCUGUUUUGUCUUGUACAUUAAAGCUUUGCAUAUAUUUUUAACAUCAUUUCUGACGUCUCUUCGUUCUGUGCUCCAAUUGACAACAUACAACUGCUGCUACGCUGCGAAUUACUCUGAUAUAUAUAUAUAUAUAUAUAUAUAUAUAUUAGCUGUGCCCGGCCACGCAUUGCUUUGGCAUAGUCUGGUGGUAUGGCAAAUAAAGUAUUGAGAAGCAGCCAGGCUUUGAAGCUGCAAGGCUAUCCAUUCCUGUUUAUUUGUUUAGGUCUUUUUGAGUGGAGGUCAUACCUUGGAUGUGUUGGUGUAUUGUGGCCAAAUCUGGUGGCAUUUGCUCCAGUGGGUUUUUUUUUGUUUUGUUAACUCAGUCCUACAAACUGACAAUACAUUUUCAUAUAGAUAGAUUAGCAGGUGUCUUUCCAUUUGUAAUCAAACUGGGUCUGGGAAGGAAAAUAUUACAUUGCUCCAUCGAGAAUCCCAUAAACCCUGUUGUUGACAUCUACUUUAAGUACUUCCUUGCACAAUGCUGCUCUCCAAGUAAGACGGCUUUUGAGUGCUGGAACUCCCAUAACCACAUAGGUAGAUACUCUGCUUAUUGAUUACUUCUAUUAACAAGGAGAUCGCUCCUGUAGUUUUCUUUUAAAAAAUGUUGUUUAUAAAAAAAAUAAAAAUUCAUCAAAAAUUCAUGGAUAAGCAAAAUGUUCUGAAAUUUGGUGGGCAAACAAUGGACAAUGUGUUCUACCACUGUAGCAAGUUUCACUCCAAUAGGUGUAAAAACGAGGGAGAAAGCACCCCAAAUUUCCCCACAUGCGCAAUUGCGAUAACGGAAAAAUAACGA